AUGACACAUGGACCUCUACAUUAUGAUAGCGAACGAUUAAGCUCUCUUUUGUACAACCCAAUUGAUAAUUCGUCUGUCUCUAAUCAGUUUUUCUUUAAUGAGUUAGAUCUAGAUCAACAGUUUACUUUUUCUCCUCCUCCUAGUAAUUAUUAUACUGAGGAUGAAAUUAAUGCUAAGCUAACUAAUAGUUCAAAUUCUCCUUGCUUCUCUGUAUUUCAUAUUAAUACACGAAGCCUAAUCGGUCAUUUAGAUAAAUUUAAAUUCCUGCUUAGUCAUUUGCAAAAUCCAUUUUCUGCCAUAUGCGUAUCGGAAACCUGGCUAACUGAGCUUACGUCGGACCAGGUGGAAAUACCUGGAUAUAAAUUUAUUUCGAACCACCGCGAUAGCAAGUCCGCCGGUGGAGCAGGUCUUUAUUUACUUGACGAUUUAGAAUACAAAUUAUGCCGCGAUUGUAAUUAUUCUGAACCUGAAGUGAUCGAAACUCUUUUUGUUGAAAUUAACAUUCCCAAUGGGAAAAAUAUUAUAGUUGGUACUGUUUAUCGUCCGCCUAAUUAUAACACUCGGGACUUUUUGGAAAAAUUUAAUGAGAUUCUUGCUAAAAUAACUAGAAAUGACAAAUAUUGUUAUUUGGGUGGAGACUACAAUAUAGAUCUGUUUCACUAUUCCGAUCAUGCCCCUACUCAAGAAUUUGUUGAUAGUCUAUUUUCCCAUAUGUUCAUUCCUCUAAUCAAUAGACCGACUCGGAUCACUGCUCAUUCGGCCACACUUAUUGAUAAUAUAUUCACGAAUAAUGUAAGGUGUAAACAUUUCAAUGGUAUUGUUAUUAAUGAUAUUUCUGACCAUCUACCGGUUUUUGUUUAUGAAGUGGAUGAGACAGAAAUAGCGUCGAAAAAUAGCCAAACUAAAUAUCUCACUAAAAGAGAUUUUUCAGAAAGAAAUAAGAGCAAUUUUCGGCUCUCUCUUUCUCGUGUUAAUUGGAAUUUACGUUUCGAUGAAAGCGAUACUAAUGAAUGUUAUAAUAGUUUUGUGAGUGAGUAUGUAAAUAAUGAUUUAUCUCAAAUUGAUCUUUUUAUGAAAGCAAAUAAGCUCUCUGUUAACAUAACGAAAACUAAUUAUAUCAUUUUUGCAGCAAGGCAAAAACCAGUCGGCUUCCCAAUAAAUCCUGUCUUGUACGAUGAGGUUUUAUUAAAACAAGUAAAGGUAGUUAAAUUUUUAGGGGUUUUUAUCGACGAGCAUCUAACGUGGAAGCCGCAUAUUACUUAUAUAUGUAAGAAAAUUUCAAAAUCUAUUGGCUUCAUGUUUAGGUCUCGUUUCUUUCUUUCUGAAACAACAAAAAAGUCUCUUUAUUAUACCUUAAUUUAUCCUUAUUUAACAUAUUGUACCACAGUUUGGUCCUCCACUUAUGUAACAAACCUUAAUAGAAUUUUUCUUCUACAAAAGCGAGCAGUACGAAUUAUUACAAAUGCAGAUUUUCGCGCGCACUCUGAACCAUUAUUUUUCCGUUUAAAGAUUUUGGACAUAUACAACAUUAAUUCAUUCUAUACUGCACAAUUUAUGUUUUCAUAUUAUCAUCAAUUACUGCCACCGCUUUUUUCGAACCUUUUUGUUACUAGUAGCAAUAUUCAUAAUUAUAAUACUAGAAGUUCCUCGCAUUUCCGUUCUCAUGCCUGCCGAACUAACACCAAACAAUUUUCUAUUUUGUUCCAAGGCCCAAAAAUUUGGAAUUCUUUACCAAACUCAGUCACUUCGAUUUUUACAUUGCAAUCGUUUAAAACGAAAGUUUUUGAUUUUCUACUAUAUUGAUAAUGCGUCUUGUACUGUCCGUUGUUGUGUGUUGUUAUAG
Porites lobata is the source of this 1843-nucleotide messenger RNA. NCBI's taxonomy places the organism in Eukaryota, Metazoa, Cnidaria, Anthozoa, Scleractinia, Poritidae. The record is from the annotation of a GenBank genome assembly.